UUUUUAAGGACCAAAUUACAAAAAUUAUUCCCUUCCCACAGUCAAGAUUCAACAUCUCCGCAAAAACCCCUCUCCAAGCCCGCCGGUUUUCCCAUCUCUCUCACACACGGUCACACACAAUACUACACACUUUUGCUCUCCUCUAUCACAAGUCACAACACGCAACAGAUACAAGAGAAUUCUAGAAUCAACGUCGAUCAAUCUUGGCGUGCUGCAACAAUGGAAGUUUCUCCGAGGAGUGAUCCUCCAUUGCGGCCGUUCGACGCGAAAGCUCUGGUCUCCUUCUACUCCAACUUCCUCUUCAACCGCCUGCUCUCAUUCUUUCCUAUCUCCGUAAGUUCCGUGGACGUUUUGCUCUCGAGGAUCCGCGGCGUCUAUGGCAGCCCAAAACGGCGUCGCCGGAAGACUUGCCUCCCUUUGCCUCUGCCGUCCGCUGCCACCACUGCGUCGCUCGACCAGUCUGCUGCGAUUUCAUCCGAGACAUGUAAAAUCACUGAGGUGUUGGAGGAUAUUAUUGGGCACACACUUCAAAAUUUGCACAGCAUCCAAAAGAAUUUGGGGUUUUGGCAGUCCAGAGCUGAGGGUUCUAGAGGUCAGAAAGCAUACUUUAUGAUAUGCGAACGGGGCCCUAGAGCAUUUCUUAGUGGAACUCUCCAACUGAUACGUGAUUCUCUUGCUGAUGGUUCUAGCAUGGAAAAGCUGUAUAGUUCAGCAUCUUCCCAUAUAUCUGAGAGGAUCAGCGUAUUGAAUAGUCUACGAUAUUCAAUGGCUACAUUUCUGGCGAAGGUUUAUAUGGAGGUUGACAAAUUCGGGGAGGAUUUGGUUAAGGAUCCACAUAAUUCAUUGCCCUCGUUAUUGGUUGCUAUCAAUGACCUCUUUCUAAAAUUGGAGGCAUCGAUUGGCCAUUUUCAUGCAAAUCGUCAGACUGGCUCAUCGGUGGAUGGAAGCUAUUCCCUUCCUUUGAUGUUUGUAAAACUUCCUGAAGUGAACCAGGAAGGUUCUCAGUGGACGAAUUGUGAGGUCACAGAUGCUGUCAACUUAAUUUAUGAAAAUCUACAGAGAUUGGAUUCCUAUUUGUCCAUGCUCGUUUUCAAACAUCGCAAGCCAAGGAAAGUAACUUUGCACUGGGUGCAAUAUAGUUGCGGGGCCCUUGGAAUUACUGUUUGUUCAUUAUGGCUUCUUCGCCAUAGCAAGUUAAUGGGAAGCUCUGAUAUUGACAAUUGGAUUCACGAAGCAAAGGAGUCAACUAUAAGCUUUUGGAACGAUCAUGUUGAGCAGCCAGUUCUGGCAAUUAGGGAUGAGCUUUUUGAGACUUUCAGGAAAAGGCAAAAAGGAGUAAUGGAGCGUGAAGAAGUGCAAUUGACUGCUGACUCCCUACAUAGAAUGCUGCUAGCUUUCAGUGAGCAGGCAGUAGGUAAAAAAUUUCCACAAAAUGCAUCUGACCAGGAAAUGCUUGAAAUUGUAAUGACCAGGUACGAGAAAGAACUUAUGCAUCCAAUCCAGGGCCUUGUGGGUGGAGAACUUGCUCGUGCUCUUCUUAUUCAGGUUCAGAAGCUAAAACUGGAUAUUGAAGAAGCAAUGCUUGAGCUAGAUCAGAUCCUGAGGGCCAAUGAGAUCAACUUUGCUAUUCUAGCUGCUUUGCCCGCGUUCUUUCUUUCGCUCAUUCUGCUCAUGUUGGUGCGGGCAUGGUUUAAACAGGAUACCCGAGCUGAAGGCAGGGGAAGAAUUGCUCGUAUACAGAGAAGGCUACUGCUAGUGGAAAUUGAGAGAGCUAUAAUGCAGUUCCAGAUUUGCAAAGAUCAAGGAUUGGAAAACGAUGCACAGUGCAUGUAUGGCCUGGCUUUGUGUUUUCUUGAUUCCCUAUACUGUGUGGUGGAGAGACAUGCCAAGACAACGGGUGAAUGGAUAUGUUUAAGACAGGACAUUGUUGAUUUGGCGAAGCCAGGACUCGAAACUGGACAUAAGCUCGGUAUCACGUCACGCAUGGUGCGCGUGUAUGAUUGUUUGCUCCCAUCCACAAAACGCCAAUAGUUAUUGUUCUUCCAAACCAAUGAUCACUUCAUGCAAGCAAAUUAUUUUGCGUGAAAUUUUGUCCCGCCUUACUUUUAAACACAAAGAGGGGGAGUAUGACUUUAGUGUUUUAGACUUUGCGUGAAAUUCACCUGAAAUGUACAUUGUCCUUGAAUCAUGCAAGUGUUUCUGUUUUCUGAUUCAGAUCUCAUUUUGAAGGAAAAAAUGGUAAUGGAAGUGAAUUCCCAUGCCUAUUCCAAAGUUUGUAAUGCACCAAGUGGGAGCCAGAAUUUUUUUAACUAGUCAAAUAAUUAUUAAAUAUGAUUGAUUGUUAAAAAUAUAUGUGUGGAUGGGUUGUGAUUUUUGAUUAAAAAUGUGUAUCAUAAUUAGUGAUUUGCGUUUAUA
Striga asiatica is the source of this 2415-nucleotide messenger RNA. NCBI's taxonomy places the organism in Eukaryota, Viridiplantae, Streptophyta, Magnoliopsida, Lamiales, Orobanchaceae. The record is from the annotation of a GenBank genome assembly.